Molecule: messenger RNA, 1053 nt
Organism: Lactuca saligna
Lineage: Eukaryota; Viridiplantae; Streptophyta; Magnoliopsida; Asterales; Asteraceae
Source: the annotation of a GenBank genome assembly
AGACAGACAUGGAUGAAAAUUUACACAAAGCCUGUAUUUACUAUUUUUUAUUAUUUUUUAUUUUUUUAUAAAAAUUGUAAAAUAUUUAGUUUGUUCUAUGGGUUGGUGACCCAACUCGCCGUUAAAAGCCCGUCAAUUUUCUGGGUAAUGAAUCCUCUUAUGAUGCGACUUGUUGAUCCUGAUCUAUACGAACUUCCAUUCUAGGCAAUGAUCUAACGAUAACUUGCUAUCCGAUUCAACUAGGAAUUUUGUAAUUAGUCAGUAGAUCACAUGCUCUUCCUAUUGAGAAGGAUAUCAUCGCUAUCAAUCGCAACAACAUCACCCUUAUCCUACUCUGCUCCCCUUUCUAGGCUCAACAACAUGGCGUCGAUCAACAACAACGGGAGUUCGUCGAGGUUAUCGGUGUUAGCUCAGCAGCUCCGCCUUUACAAGCCGCCGCCGGGUGAUGCUGAGGAUGAUGACGAAGUCGUUUCUCAAGUGGGUUUUGCAGAAUCCGCAACCCCAGUUGGGAAUCGGCCUUCGGAAAGAUUUAGACCUAAAAGAGCUGCUGUUUUGAUCUGCCUUUUUGAAGGGAAUAACGAUGGUAGUGGCGAGGAUCUUCGUGUGAUUCUUACUAAAAGAUCUUCUAGUCUCUCUACACAUUCAGGCGAAGUCUCAUUGCCCGGAGGGAAAGCCGAGGAAAAUGAUACAGAUGAUGCUUACACUGCAACAAGGGAAGCAAAGGAAGAGAUAGGGCUCGAUCCUUCACUUGUAAAUGUUGUAGCUGUUCUUGAGCCAUUUUUGUCCAAGCAUCUUCUACGAGUAAUUCCUGUAAUUGGCAUACUGUCUGAUAGAAGUGCAUUCAAUCCAACUCCUAAUGUUGAUGAAGUAGAUGAUGUCUUUGAUGCUCCUUUAGAAAUGUUCUUAAAGGAUGAAAAUCGAAGAUCCGAACAACGCGAAUGGAUGGGAGAUACAGCCGCAUCCAUUGUGUACAAAAGACCACCUGCUUUUAUUGAACAAAAUCCGAAAUUCAAAGUUCCUGAAAUUGCAAAUAAGGACACCACAAUGCCAUAA